Drosophila guanche is the source of this 1118-nucleotide messenger RNA. RefSeq lists its product as uncharacterized. The record is from RefSeq and is a predicted model, not a curated record. The transcript is spliced from 3 exons. Bases 23 to 490 code for a protein of 155 amino acids. Lineage: Eukaryota; Metazoa; Arthropoda; Insecta; Diptera; Drosophilidae.
AAUAUAUAAAAAUCUGUUGAAAAUGGCGGAGCAAAACCAACCAAAGGUGUGGGACCUCGGGAAAUGGGACUCGCAGGCAAUCGGAAAAUACAAUAGCAUACCGCGCAUACAACAGGAGCUGCGCCGUGGCAACUGGACCUACAUUUGCGAACAUCCAGAGAUUCGCGCCAUCAUUCGGGUCAUUCUGCAGAAGGCGAUCAACGCGAAACCCCAUCCUGAGAACAUACGCAAGUUUGUGGCCGAGUUCUUUAAUUGUUGUCGCACUCCGCUGCUGGUGCCAAUGGUGAAUACACAAUUGAAGUACGUCAAGGAACAGCUGGCGCGUGGUCGCUGGAGUGCUUUCGAUGCGGAGUUGCUGUUCAUGGAGACCUGCUCCACGCACUCGCUUCUGUCAACUGCCUCCGUGAAUAGCAAUGUUCACCCCAUUCUAACCUACGCGCUCGUCUUUAAGAAACCCGAUGAGUGCUGUAUUGACAAGCCACCGUUCUAGGACUCGCAGCAGCUUUUCACUAUUUACACGUAUAUAUCUAAAACACAAGAACUUCCUGAUCAAGGAUCAUUUUGCAAUUGGAUCAGAACCUGUAGGAUGACAGGCUUAAGCGCACUCCCAAAACUCACCCCAAACCGAUCUCACUAUCACUCCAGAGUCUCCUGUUCCUCCUCUUAGUGGCUUUUAUUUGUGCUAACUGUUGGUUGGCUGUAUCUGUGAUUGGAUCAAGUAGGAUUAUUUAUAGGUCGGUUGGGCGUGAUCUAUAAUAAUUAUUAUAGGAACCCAGUUAAAUCCUAAUUUCCAUUGUUUUCUGCCAUUGAUGUAUCAAAUGGUUUUUGAAAGUCAUUCAAUGGAAAGUUUUUGAUAAAAUGUUUCUUCAUAAUAUUUACAUAUACCCACCCACAUUUGUAGACAUGUCUGAAGCUCGUCCAUUUUCUAUUUAUAAAUGUAUUCACUGACAGAAAGCAGUAGGGCUAAUUUGAGCUGAAUGUACGAGUACUGUGCAGGGUAAACGCUCUGUCUAACACUGUCUGAGCCAACAAUAGAAAUCGUGUCAAUAUUUGGAUUCACGAAAACAGAAUUUCUAAAUAAACAAGGCGCUAAUAAAGAAUUCAAAUUACAUUCAAGA